GUGUAGGCGAGGAGGAGGAGGAGGAGGAGGAGGAGGGCGGCAUCUCGUCCUGGUUCACCAGUGCGGCGAAGCACCUGGACGAGGUGAAGCUGAUCGGAAUGUUCUUUUCAGUGGAGCAGCAACUCAUGGAGGCGCAGGCCGAGGCCGCCUCCCCCGACGCCGGCGACGAGGCGGCUGCCUCCGUGGCCCGCCUGUCUGGAGAGCUGCUGCUGCUGUUCUUCGGCAUGCCGGAGGAGCUGCAGCUGACCUGCGUGUCCAGCCCGGCUAGGCGGGCGCUGCUGGGGGGGCUGCGCAUGCAGGCGGGGCAGGCGGCGCGGUUGGGGCAGCUGAUGGAGAUGCUGGGGGUGGGCUCCGAGUAGCCUGCGCGCGACCCCUGGGCGACAGGAGAGCAGCGAAGUGAGGUGAGAUGAGGGGAUCACCCCCUCCUCACCUCAAGACAUGCUGUUGCUCAGAGGCGAGGCGAGACGGGAG
Molecule: messenger RNA, 471 nt
Organism: Astrephomene gubernaculifera
Lineage: Eukaryota; Viridiplantae; Chlorophyta; Chlorophyceae; Chlamydomonadales; Astrephomenaceae
Source: the annotation of a GenBank genome assembly